AUGAUUUUCGAGCAACCCCUGAAUGAGGAAAGAUUAUCAGCACCAUGGCGAAGGAAGUUACCAAACGAAAAACCAAUGUUCUCGUUACUCCACAAAGAAGAAACAGCCCACGAAGAUGGUAUCUGGUCAUGUUCAUGGGGACGUACACAACCAGCUGAAAAAUCGGCCGCAGAUGAAUCGGCCACAGAAAAAGAUCCCGACGCCAGUAGAGAUUCCUUUUUGGGUAUUGAAAGUAAAACUAGUAAAGAACCCGUUGAUUUUAUUGUCACCGGUGGCCUGGAUGAUUUGGUUAAGGUAUGGGAUAUCAAAGAAGAUAACACGUUAAAGCUGCGACAUUCAUUGAAGGGCCAUUCGUUGGGUGUUGUAUCGGUGGCUGUGAGUUCGGAUGGCAAGACAAUUGCCAGCAGUUCUUUGGAUUCCAGUUUGUGUUUUUGGGAUUCGGAAAGUGGCCAACAAAAACAUUUACUCUCAUUUGGUCCUGUCGAUUUGUGGACAGUAGCAUUUUCACCAUGUGAUAAAUAUGUCAUCUCCGGUUCCAAUGAAGGCAAAAUAUCCAUGUAUAAUGUAGAGUCGGGUAAACAGGAACAGAUCUUGGAUCCACAAAAUGGAAAGUUUACUUUGAGUAUAGCCUAUAGUCCUGAUGGAAAAUAUAUUGCCAGCGGUGCCAUUGAUGGUAUUAUUACCAUUUUUGAUGUGGCAGCUGGCAAAGUAACCCAAACAUUAGAAGGUCAUGCUAUGCCCGUACGCAGUUUAUGUUUCUCACCGAAUUCACAAAUGUUGCUGACCGCAUCCGAUGAUGGUCACAUGAAGCUUUACGAUGUUGCCCAUUCGGAUGUAGCCGGUACCCUAUCUGGUCAUGCUUCAUGGGUAUUAUGUGUCUCAUUUUCGGAAGAUGGCAAACAUUUUGCCUCAUCGUCAAGUGAUACAACCGUUAAAAUAUGGGAUUUUGCUGAACGUAAAUGUAUGCACACAUUUUCGGAACACAGUGAUCAGGCAUGGGGUGUCAAAUAUAGUACAUCAAAUGAUAAGGUUGUCUCAGUGUCGGAAGAUAAAUCGCUUAAUUUAUAUAAUUGUCCACCAAAUGUUAUCGUAUAAAAAGGAACAC
Musca vetustissima is the source of this 1105-nucleotide messenger RNA. RefSeq names its product superkiller complex protein 8. Lineage: Eukaryota; Metazoa; Arthropoda; Insecta; Diptera; Muscidae. Bases 1 to 1095 code for a protein of 364 amino acids. The transcript has 6 exons. The record is from RefSeq and is a predicted model, not a curated record. Gene Ontology annotation, molecular function: protein binding. Gene Ontology annotation, cellular component: Cdc73/Paf1 complex.